UUGGGGACUACAAUUUUAUCGGAAAGCCUGUGUCACAACCCGGUGUCGUGGAACUUGCGAGACGGGGACUUUAACCAAGCAGAAGGACUUGUAAUACAAGACACUGACACCAUUAAAGGUACAGUGCAAAGUAUUUAGCAGCAUUUAUCACCAUUUAGCAGAGCAGACUUUGGCAUAGAAUUUAAUCACCUGAAUAUGACAAAGGGAGUGGUGGUUGUUGGAUGCGCAAAUUUAUAUGAUCACAGACUGGAUAUUUGGGCUGAACAUGACAAUGACAUCUGUGGUAUUCAACACCCCUUAUUAACAAUAGCACAUUAUUGUCAAAGGUAAGUAGCUGCUCUGUACAAAGUUGACAUACAGCGUUGUCUUUGACUUUUAUUUUGCUAUCUGUGGUAUUGAACGUAAAAUUCUUUCAAAAUAGCUCCUUAGAUGUUUUGGUGUCAUGUUUGUCCACUCAGGGUGCCUUUCAUUGUGGCACACGUCCUCCUUUUUGUAGAAAAUCACCACUGUAUGAAUUCACCGCAGUCAAGAGUAGCUUUCUAUGGUCGGGUAACGAUAAGGGAUCCACUGCCGGUGUACGUACCAGAUGUGUUCUGGCUGCCAGAUCAGCUUGUGACCCUGCGCCUGUUGAUGACGUAACACUACGGCAACUCCACUCGGUCAAACUACUUAAGGCCCCAUUUAAUAAGAGCCAGAUGUGCUCCGUAAAAAGCCCCUUACGAUUGUCUUUAUUUUUGUUUGUUUAUUGAAUUCACCUUGAACGUUUGUCUCCAUUUUGUACAGAGAAUUACAGCUUACUGAACUAUAAUUUUGAGAUGUUGACUGUUUAGAAUAUACUAUUUGUAAAAAAAAAAAAAUCAUACAAAUGAUAAGGGCCUAUUUCUACAAGGGCAAACUGUACAUGUCUUUGGGCAGCUUCCUUGACCAAUUUGAAAUAUGUGUUUCCAAUCUGCAACAGAGAAUCAAAAGUAAGUUGCUUGAGCAUUCAUCUGAAGCUGGAUACAGUAGCUUUAAUGUACUUACAUUGGAGUCUAUGCAUUGAGGAAGGCCCAAACUCCAGAAGUCUUCCCAUGUCAGACAGACGUCCCCAUCCUUGACAACUAUCUCUGCUCCAGAUCGGGUUUUAUCAAGUACAUACUUGUACAUAGUGUUCGGAAAAAAAAAAUUGGACCUGUAUUUAAUUUUUACAGUUUGACCUCAGUUCCCCAUGAUAGAGGUUUAUGACCACACUGAAGUAAGUCAGCAGGGGGAGCUCUUGCUCUUUUAGCUUCAGUGAACACUAAUGGCUUCCAUUCAACAUACAACCUGAGGUCCAGAUUGACUUUUUCAUGGUACAAUCUUAAAGAUGGUGGAUCAUAUUUAUCAUGCAUCUCUGGAGCUUCUUGUCCUCAAAAGCCCCAAUCAAACAGAAGGGAGUAUUUCAGUCCAUAAUUUGACAGCCAUAGUUCGCCUUAUGUUCUUAAUCUUACAUACUGCACCUUUAUUUAUUUUUUGGGGACAGCGUGUUUUAAUGGCUUGUCUCUUACCUUACAUUCAAAGUCAGAUUAUUUCCACAUCUUCUGAUUUGAGACACAAAGACAUGUACAGACGUGUUAUUUUCAAAUACACUGUUAUUAACAGGAUCCUACUUUUCUAUCACUUCACAAAGCACGGGCCAUUUCUGCAAGAUGUAGUUUCAAGUUCAAGUUUCAGGUCUCAGCUUGAACUUGAAACAAUAGUCAGCUGGUUCUACUGAAUCCAACAUAUUAUGACCCAUACAAAAUAAAAACCAGUGCCCUGAAUGAACACUACAAGAUUCCAAAGCACCUUCAGAUAACUAAUAAUCUGCUAAGUUUAGACACCGUAAACUCAGAAUUUUAGCAAAAAACAAAACAGACUUUCAAAAAAGCCACAAAGACUUAAGCCUCAAGUGCAAACUUUAUUUCCAUGCGUAAAUUGGGCAUUCAAAUAAGGCACUAUUUGCAAGUCAGGUUUUUAAGCUGCCCUCAUUUACAUGCAAAUACUUGACGAAAACAACAACCAGUCUAGCAGCUCCUCGGCCCAACACCCUACAACAUGGACCGGUGCCAGUUCAGGCCAGUCCUUGUUUGUCCGUUAAUGAUACAUGAAUAAUUAAGAAUCAUGUGACUUUCUCUCUGUUUUGUUAAUAAACACGGAAAUGAUCAUCAGUGUAGCUCAAAUUCAAGGAGUCAGCAGCUUAUUCUUUUACAGCCCAAGUCGUGAUAAAAACAUUUUUUGUCCAUGGCUUCAGUAGCCUUGGAGCUGUUUUCAUUCACUGACCGAGGAGUUGAUUUCAGGCGCAUGGAGGAAGACUUGGCUGCGCGCGCGGAAGUCGGAGCGUAAAUUCAGGUCAGACUUGGCUUUGCAAGCUCGAGUGAAAUGUAAAACAGGAGUCUGACAGCAGGUGAAGCGUGAACUGCGGACGGGCAGUGAUAACGUGAAGCCAGCCGCCUCUUCUCCCACUUGGCCGCUAUUAAAUCGACGCUCAAGUUUCCAUCAGGCGCAGAGGAGCGCAGCACUUCUCACUUUCACUUCAUGGCUCAGCGCGCCGCUCACCCUGCCGUCCUCAUCGCGCUGCUGCUGUUUGGACUUGUUGCAAUUCUGCUGCUCACGAUCCCCGCUCAAGACAUCCAGGAGGCUCCGGGGUUCAUGGUAAGGUCGAUUCAGUCUGUUGGGUAUUUUUGGAUCAGAGUCUAAGUUUUCGGAGUGGUGUAACCAAAGCUCUGCUGGCCAGGGUGAGAAACCGGGAGUGGAGAGGUGUUAUGCACAAAACGGUGGCACUGAGGGGAUUGGGUGACACGAUUACUGGUGUCUAGAUAUGAAAUAGAGUUGUUCACUAGAACUUACUGUAGUCCAGAAGUGCAUCUACCUCAACCUUCAUAAUAAUUGCGUAACCUUGUAGUUUAGUCUUUAGUUUAAUAUUCCCACUUUGGCAAAUUUAGCCUGCCUUAUGUUUGAAUGUAUGGGAGUCAAGAACAGACAAAAUGACAAUAAGUCAUUUUGAAUUUGGACCCUUUGGCUGUUAGCUCUUUAAAAAAUGUUGCCAGCCUCAGGAUGUGUCAUUGAAAAGAGCAAAUAAAAGUGACUGAAACUUAAAAUCAAUAGAUGUUUUUUAAGAAAUUAUUAAAAACUGUUGACUGUAAAUAUCAUAUGGAGCCAAAUAUUGGACAAGUUUUACCACAAAAUUCAUCUUAAAAGAGUGGGAUUAUCUUAUGUUUGGUUAACUAUAAAUAUUUACUCAUAACAAUGGACUCAUUUAUCUGUUCAUCAAAUGCAUCCCUGAGUGAGCCCAGCUGCUGCACACAACUGCAGGGGGAUGAAAGAUGAAGAGAAGAGGUGCAUGAGAGUGACACAAGCGGCACAAAAGUAGAUUUUAUUAACUGACAAGUGAGGCCGAAUUAUACCUUUUUCUAUAGUAAAGAAAAAGCAGCAGACUGACUGUCAAACAGCAAAGAAAGUACUAUGCAUUUUGAAAAACUGGCACGAGGUCUUGCUACAAACAAGCGGCUCCUGGAAGAGAGUCAGUGAGUUGUGUUUAGUCUCUUUGCUAAAGAAAUUAGGCAAAGUUAAGAAGAUGUUUGGUGGCUAGUACUAUGGCUGGGACCCUAUAUGUUCUGUUGAUGAAGUUAGGUGCUGUUCUGAGCAUUAUUUGUGGCUAUAGAGUGGUGUUUUGGUUGAGUUUGUUUAUGGCUCCUCAGACCACUGUGUAUUGCUUUUUGCGGUCAUUGCUAAAGUUAGUUUAACUAGAGAAGCAAGCGGUCGGCAACAUUAAUCUCUUGACGUGGUGUCUAACUGGGUGUUAUGGUGUGUUUGACCCUAAAUUAAUUUUACACCGGAAUAUCCCUUUAAGACCAUUUAGUUGUGACAUUUAGCAGUAUUAGCUACUAUCGGUUAUCUCUAUUGACAUUUUACUUUACAGAUGGUUGAUGCUACUUUGACUCGACUGUUGGUGAGUCUUUUCCCACGGUCUCUUUUUACUCAUCACUCUGUCUCACCAAAUGCCCAGUCACCAACAAGCUCUGACUGGCUAGAUGUUAAGCCAAUCAGAGAUAAGUGUAAUUGGUACACUGUUGCUCCUGUAUAUGGUGUUCAAAGCUUGGCUUGGCUUGGCUUGGGUUUGGCAUUUUGCUUAGGUGCAGAAGUCAGAUUGUAGAAAUGCAUUGCAAGGAAGCCAGGUAGAAAGCGAAACCCUUCCAGACAAACUAGGGCGGAAAAAAUGAAAUUUUUCGAUCGUACAAACAAAAAGUUUAGCGCUUCAUCAGUGACAUGUUUUCAUUUUCCAAAUACAAAUUGUAGCCACGCUUCCCUCUUUUAUGGAUUUUUAUUGUACGUAAUAAAUCAACUAGGCAGACAACCCAGCAGCAACAAGCUGAAAGGAGGCAAGUCGCCCCCUACUGCAGCAGAGGCGGACAUGCUUCUGUCAAUAAUUAGAUUCUUGUGCUUGUAGAGUGGGACAACAACAGCAGUUGGGUUAAAUCUCCAACCUGAACUUUAUCUGUAGCUCGACUAUACUGUGGAUGUAAAUGUACUUAGUGUGUCACAUUAUUGAGUUAUCUGUGACUUUAACCUGGAGCACAGUAACAGUACAUGAUGACAGUGCAUGAGUCACUCUGAGUGUGAGGUCGCAAAGGGAUAACUCUAAGGAGAGUGUGGUCUAUUUGAAUCAAAUACAAUAAUUGGAAAGUAAAACAUUACUGAUAAACAAUACUCAUCCUCUUUAUUUUUAAAAUGAAAUUAGAGAUAACCUUCUUAUCAGUAAAUUUGUGAUGCACACACCCUUAAGUGGUGUCAUGGCUGAAAUGAGCUCACCUCAGGGAUGUGAAAUAAUGACCUGUAUUAUUUUCUUAUUGUAUGGAAACAAAAGGUAUCAAACUCUUGUAACAUGAGGCUCCUGGUGAGAUCAGAGGCAGCUGCUCAUUCAGAAUGAAAACCAGGGAUUAAUACAUUCAAAAGCUUUUCCCACCCCUUAAAAAACCUGAACAGUAGGUUUAGUUUAACCCUCUGUAGAGUACAUGAAAGGCAGGGAAAUUUAGUGCUGUGCUGUUUUGACAGACCAGAUUUUGCUCCAGCUCCUGUUCAUCCCCCUCCCUCUUUUACUCACAGGCCAAAUAUCCCACGGUGCCAUUGUCGUGCGCUGCAGCCCCCCUUUCACUUAGUAACAAUAUAGUCAACCAGUCACACAAAAAAAAGCACACAAAAAGCUUUUCCUAACACUUUGCAUUGGACAAGUAAAACAGUUCCCAUAGCUUCUCAAAUAAAGAGGGAAACAGGUCAUUAGAGCUCCUCUGUGAUUUUGGCAAGUGUAAGAGCGAGUCCUUUCAACUGACUGCACCGCCGCACUAACGAGAAAAUAUUAUGAGGCAUAACAAGGCACAGGUCCAUGUGGUGUCUGUGCACCUGGUCCACCGGCUGUAGAAGUCAAAUACUCAUAUAUGUCUGAGCGUGGAGGGAUGAGCAUGUGUGUCUAUUUCUACACAAGUAUUUAUGUUUGUGUUUACGUGUGUAUGUGUGUGUGCGUGUGUGUGUUCAGUCCCUUUCCCUUGGAUCGUCUGUCACAUUCCUUUUUGCAUGGCUGGAUUACUACACAUUCUGAGUGUUUCCUUUCAUUUGGGCAGAGGAGUGGAUUCAAUUUAACUUUCUAAACCGUCGUGAGAGAGGAAAUGCGGUCAGAGUGACAAAUUAUUCAUCUGGACAUGUAGAGACAACAUUUUUGGUCCCCUACCAACACGGGAAGCUGUUGUUUCUCAGCAUAAAACACUUCUGCUGACACUUUAAGACCCUUUGAGGAGCUUGAAACUGGUUUUGAAAAAGUGCCACUCUUGUACUGACUCCCUUUUUGUGACCUACAUAGCAAGAUGAGUUUAUUAGUGAUCGGGGUGUCCCGAGGCGACUGAAAACUUGUAAAACAAAACAAAGUCAGAACUUUAAGGUCCUGUGAAGAGCUGUCUGUCUGUGUUGAUUGUGGCGCCCCCUGUGGCCAAAGUGGUAACCCUUGUAUUGUUGUUGACUUGUCUAGUCCUUGUUUAAGUGGUGUUGAUUGACAGAAAUCUCCUCUUCUUGUUAUUUUAUCACUCGUUGUGAGUUUGUGGUGGAAAAGGUAGCAAAGACUGUAGCUUUAGCAAACCCAGUGUUGCCAACCAGGCGACUUUGGCGCCAGAUUUAGCGAUUUUUCAGACCCUCCUAGCGAGUUAUUUUCCAAAAAAGCGCCUAGAGACAAAUUUAACGAUUUUUUUUCUGGAGUUUAAAGACUCUGACAUGAAAGUAAGUAUCAGUGUUACUCUUCUCAGCAGGUAGCCGGUGUGCAUCAAAAGUACAGACACAUACAGACACCCUGAGGAAGACACCUACCCCCUUACAGGAGUUACAGACAUUAAUAUUAGAUAAUAGAAAUUGUCUCUCUUGUCAACAGUGGUCUCAUUUGCUUUUGCUGUUUGUUUUAGCCAGUUUAAAAACCAAUCAAAAAACUUCUCACUGGAGCUUUAAUUGGAUUUAAUAGGAGGUAGGUGUUCGGCAAUAAUCAAACAGAGUCAGCACUCUUGUUUCAGGGUCAGAGUGAACGGCACACAUACCGAGUCUGAAUAGUCUGACACAGAAUGAAGAUUCAACUUUAUAUUUAUUAUCCAACUACAAAGAUAACCCUCUUUGAAGAAGAAGGGGGGUCUUCAGAGACUGAUCAGUUGAGCUCACUCCUGUCCAUCCCUUCACUCCCCUUCUUCAUUAUUAUUUGAAGCUGUAAUUGCAGAGGAAAUAUUAAAAUCAUAAAGUUCACAGAGUCAAGGUACAUGGUGGCACAACCAAAGCACAACAUUACACUGGUAUUUGUAUUACUCAGUAUAUUUCAUCUCUAUCUCAUCACUAGUCAGAUUUUCAUGAUGAAAAUGUCAUUUAGAAUAUAAGGAAAUAAGUGGAUUUAGAAGAUCCCUAAUAUUUAAAUUAUUCUGAUAUUUAUUGGUACAUUAUGACGGUUAACAUGAAGCUAACCAACAAGAAUAAACAGGGGUUUCAAAGUUUAGCCAAUAUUACACAACAGUUUAAAAUUUUGCAUGGCGACAGAUUAUUACAUCACUUCACCGCUCUGCAUUCUGCAAACCUCCUAAGCCAGUGCCGCCCCCACUGUCUCACUGUCACACUGUCACACUCUACUUUGUUAGUAGUUCAAUGAGGGGCCCUGAAAAGCUGAAACAAUGACACCGUUAAAGAUAAAAAUUCUUGAACAAUAUUGAGUAGGAGAAAAGUUCUUGCUGCAGCUGUACAAACUUAAAAAACAGCACAAAAAAUAAUAAUAAUAAUAGUAAUCAGGGAUAAAAGCAGUAUGAAGUAAGAAGGGAUGAAGAUGAGUUUCAUGAAUACACAUGUAAAGGAAGUCUCUGGAGGAGCGAGAUAAGUUUCAUCAGGAAACUCUUUUUUUAGAGUUAGUGAACAUUGACAAUAAACACACAUUGGAGUCAGAGUUUGCCAGAGGGUGUCUUCAAGAGCUGAGGACAGGUAUAUUAUUACGUACAGAAACUCUCAAAUGUAUGUUAGAACAUGAAGCACCGUAGAGGUAAGACAUUAAGGCCAAUCACAGCUUAAUAACCUGAAAUGAGGGUUAUUUGAUCUCUUUGCUGUCAUCAAGAGUCGAGCUGUGGUUUUCAAUCUAUGUGGGGCAUGAGCAGACAUGUGUAGCUGUUACAUGGUCACAGUUCAUUUUCAGAAAACAGGAAUAAUAUUCUUAACCAAAUCAGAUGUAAUUGUAUCUUUUUUCCUUUUUAUACUCAUUAUGUGGGGCUUUUAUUCCUUUGUUCAGAGAGGGUACGACAAAAGAUAGAGCAGAAAAACAAAAAAGGGAAAGAGAAACUGAGAACUGCAGUCACUGUACAAAAAUCACAAGAUUUAACCACUUAGCCAUACGGGGCCCUGAUUGUAAUAUUUCUAAAUUUUAAUCACCAAAGAGGAGCUUUCCGUCAACUAAAUCUUCAGCUCAGUUGUUUUAUUUUAGAUCUUUCAUGGCAAAUAAGUUGCAAGAGGAAACUUAGAUUUAAAAGGACAACCCACCAAGCAUUUUUUGGUCUAAAAGAGGUCUAAUAGACGUCUAAAUGUAGCCUAGACGAAUGGUCUACCACAAGUCUGAAAAUGAAAGUUUUUUUAGUCGUCUAAAUUUAGACCAAAUUUAGACUAGCCAGCUAACAGAGGUCUAACUGUAUAUUGCUCAACGGCUAUCAUAAUUAUUUUGGUUAAGUACUUGGAGAUCAGUUAUGCAUCUCACAGAUGCUUUUUGAAAUAAAUAGAUAUCGUAUAAUGGGUUAAAGUGCAACGUCUAAAUUCUGUCUAAAAAUAUACAGAAUCUAGACGGUUGAAAUUAGGUCUAAAAAAAAAACUAGACGUCUAAUAGCCGUCUGUUGCUCAGUGGGAACUUGCUUGUGUGAUAUGAUGGAGUUGACUGAGUCUGCGAUCAAGGCCUUCCAGAUGUCAAACCUUUAGGAAGGAACAAUCUUAAACUGUUUUAUGUUCAUCUGUCCCAUUAAUUCCAUUCCAUAAAGAUUUUAAUUCUGGAGUUUUGAAUUUUCUGUCGUUUGAACCUCAUCUCGGUUUGUGUCCUCUGUGUCUGUGUGUCUCAACAGUACGGGAUUGUCUUGGAUGCUGGGUCUUCACACACAGCUCUGUACAUCUACAAAUGGCCGGCAGACAAGCAGAAUGGCACAGGCGUGGUUACCCAGCACACUGAAUGCCAUGUGAAGGGUAAGUUUGAAAUCUCUCUCCCCCAGUAAUCCCUCUUUUGCAUUUCAAACCCUCUGGGGCCAAUCCUCCUACUCACUGACCUGAGACAUGACUCUGGAAAGACAAAUCUUUCCUUCUUGGUGGCAAGUGUCUGUGACGGGACCAAAGUAGCAGAGAAAGACACUAUGGAAGGAUUAAAUCUUUUGAAAUAUCUCCAUGAAAGGAUUGUUUGCUGAUUUACUACGUACUGAAAAAAUUGUUGUCCUUGUAACUACUAAAUUAUUUUUCUAUCAAAACCAGGUUACAAGCUGCCGUACAAGCAGAUACUAUAAAAUAACCCCAGUGCAGUAAAUACAAGGAGAAACAAAUAAACUAGUACAGCAGUUGUGAAAAGUGGCUGCGGAUUUAAAGUAGGAUACAGACUCAGCUAAUCCGACGUCUUCUGGCUGGGAGUUCCAGAGCUUAGAGGCACAAACAGUGAAUGCCUAAUCACCUUUGGACACCAGCCGAGACUCAGGAACAAGCCAAAAAUUCCUACCAGAGGGUGUCUAUCCUAGAUCUGUUGUAAUAAAGGGUCAAAAGAUCACCAAUUUAGGGUGGUGUCUGACCAUGCAGCUGUUUGAAAACAAGCAGUAAAAUCUUAAUAUCGAUUAAAGAAAAGAGUUGAGUUAAGAAAAACUUAAAGAAAUGUGUUCACCUCAUUCGGUAUCGACUGAAUGUUUCCUUUUCUAGAACCAGAGUUCAGAGCAUUACAGUAAACAUGAGCUUCUCUAAAUCUGGGAAAACAGCAAUGACCCUACUUUGGAUUUGAGUCUGACAUUGUAGAAACAACACGGGACAACUUUUGACACAAUAGAAUCAAAGGUUCGAAUCAAAAACUUCUUCAAGGUUUCUGGCUUUUUCUUUGACUUAAAAAGAUGGUGGGCCCAAAGUAGAUCUGAAGUUGUUGAUGUGAUUCCUGGAGUCAUAAAAAUUAAGAAAAUUAUUAGAAAUCCACUUUGAUGUCACUAAGGCUUGACAAUAUGGAAAACACAUCAUAGUGGGAUAUAAAGUUAAGUGUCAUCAGCAUAGCAGCAGAACUGAAUAUUGGGAGUAGGUAAAUAGAAAAUAACAAUGAACCCAGAAUAGAACCCUGUGGAAUCUCACAUGUGAAGAAGCAGUAGAUGGAGAAAACCAACCAAAUUUACUGAAAGAAAUAUACCAGUUUAGUGUUACAUACAAAUACCAACAAAAAUUUCCAGACAGUUGAUUAAAGUUUUAUAGUGAACUGUGUCAAAAGCUUAAAGGAGAUCUUGAUUAUUAUCAUAAUAUCAUAUGGAGAUCUAAUAUCUGUUUUAUUUUGAAAGUAUCACAUAAAGAUCUAAUAUCUAUUCUGGGUGCCUUGGAGAUUUUUAGAGAUUGAUAUCUUUUCAUUUGUUACCGGGAUUAAAUAAAAGCCCUGAUAAAUUCUAGUAUUGUGACUAUAAGAAAUAAACUGUGUAUAGAAACAGAAAGAGGGAGAGUGGAAGAGGCCGUGGUCACAGUUUAAAAGAUUUUAUAGAUGCUGUAAAACUCAUCAGAUGCUGCAGAGCAGAUGUCUGAUCAUUUGUUACUGUCAAAGUUUUAACGCCCAAGCCAAGGUCCACAUUCAGGUCCUAAUCAUGACUGAUAGAGUCUGUCAUUCAGGGUGAUUUAGUUUAGUCAGUGUAAUGCUUUACUGAUUAUGAGCAGUGUUUUUAACCCUUAUAUGACCAACUGUGCAUCUUUUUUAAAGCUCUGUGAUAAAUGCAUGAGGAAAUCCUUUUCUUUCACAUUACCUGAAUGUCAACAGCAUCUUUUCAGCAAACUUUUGAAUCCCAAGAGUUAAUUAUUAAUACUUAAAACAUAAACUAAACUCAAUUGGCUUUAACAUUAAUCAUCUGAUGGUUAAACGAACUGACAGCAAACUCCUUAUACUGGUUGAUUUGGUUACUUUUUAUCCAUUGAUCUUCAGACAGCCAUUUUCUCCCCUUGUAUACUCAGUAUUAAGAGUGACGUAAAAAGAAAUUAUGUGACAGCCAGUGGAGCAAGUCUUUGUCCAAGGUGAUCAUAAAUCAGGUGUGAGUCAGUGUUGACUCUGCCAUAAGGUCAUGAAGUUUCCACACUCAUAUGAACAAAUGCUUUGUUCUCAACAUACUGUUUACACCUUCAUGUGCCACAAGUUUAUUUAAGAGGCUCAACAGUGAACUUUAUAACUGGGUUAAAUUUAAUCACCCAAUAAAAACAAUAAAAGAGGCAUUUUAUGAGUAUUUGACCAGUUAUAUUUGUCCGUUUUCAGCCAUAAAAAGGAGUAACAUACUGCUCCUUCUUACGGCUUUUACCUUGAGACAAGAAAAGCAAAUAUGUCUGCUUUUUUCAGUUUCCCACAGUUGUGCGUAAAUUGUCCCGCAAUUAUUUUUCCAGUGAACUGGGGCAACUCAGCCCUGGAGGGGUGUGAGUAGUUUGUAUCAUCACUCGUCUGCUCACAAUGUUCUGACAAAGAAACAAGUUCCUACACGUCCACUUGUAAUCGUAUUUUUUUAUUACCUUGGUUCUGUUGCCGGUUCAGGUGGAGGAAUCUCCAGCUAUGCAGGCCAGUCGGGGGCAGCAGGAAAGAGUUUAGAGGUUUGUCUGGACCAGGCGAUGAAGGACAUCCCCAAAGAGAGACACAAGCACACACCUGUGUACCUGGGUGCCACAGCCGGCAUGAGGCUUCUGAAGUGAGUCAGGCUAUGUGCGUAUGUAUUUAUGUAUUUGGGUUUAAGAGAUUGACUCUGCCUGUCACUUCUAAAGGGACCAUGUGACUGUGUGCUUUCUAAAUUAACGGGUUGCUAACUGGUUAAAAAGACUUUCAUCUUUGAUUCAGCUGCCCAGUUGAAUGUCCAGUUUUCAAUUAUUUUUAUCCUGCAUGUGUCCCUCCUCUUCUGAUGCAAAAAUGCAUAUAUCCACCAAAAAAGAGCAACAUAAAUUGAGACUAAGAGGCCUACAGAUGUAAACGAUCAUACUGUAAAAAAGCUUUGAUAAAACAAUUGAGGCAGGAAAAAUGUUGAAAAAAGACAGAAGCAAUAGAAACAGAUAGGAGCGGUAGAUAAGUAGAUGCAGUUAAAUCGAUGUACUUCACUGAAGAGGAGCCUUUAGUUUGAAUCCAACAGACAAAGUUGUAUGUCUCCUACCAAAUAUCCCUGCUGACAUUUUCCUGCAGUGAUUUCCAGCAGAGAGUGUCAUCUCGUUUCCUUGUACUCUGUAUCACCACAACAUAUCACCAUGGAGAUUAUAAACAAAACAAAACAAAUCUCUCUGUGAAACGCUCCAUCUGACACCUCACCUUGCGGCAUAUAAAAAUGACUCCUUUUGAUGGUCUGGUUUGUUAUUGUUCAUCAUAUACUGUGGAUGCAUCAGCUUUAUAUUUUCAAUCUACGUCAUAAUCAGUACAUAAAAAACUGCUCACAGUAGCUUUAACAAUAACAUCAUCAGUGACUUUUGUUUAUAUAACCUCAUGGUUUUGGCUGUAUGAAAAAAUAUAUAUAUAUAUAUUUAGCAUCUGGACUGGCAGUAGUUCUACUGACAUCCUUCUAGCUCAGUGAACUGGAAUAUCUUAUCUUAAAUUACAUAUUUGAAUAUUUUGCAUGACGAAGAGCCUGCAGCCUGUGUCUGUUACGAUCCAAGAGUGCUAUCUGUUCUUAUCUGUUUAAAUGAGGAUACUGUAUAUUAUCUGCUUUCAGAACAAGAUGAAAUGAACAAACUGUUUAUAUACCUGUAUGAUAGCACAUAUAUCACUCCCCUGACAGGAUGUAGUCGUGUCUCAUGACUGCUGUCUUGGCAGUGUUCAGAUUCUAACUAUCUGCAUCCUCCUCCUAAUCUAUUAUGCACCUGAUGUUUAUUGAAUAACAUGGUGUGACUCCUCAUGAUUCUUCGAGAGCGUAAAAUGUUUUGACAGACUGUCAGUAUCCUGACAUAUGAGACUUGACUUCAUGCAAAUCUGCUGCAGACAGCUGCCAAAUCGCACCAUCGUGGGUGAAUAUGGAAAUCAUUCGCUCAGUGCAAAUGUGUCCUGAAAUUUCAAUGAGAGACAACAACCUGCCUCCUCUGCACAUGAUACUUAUUUUAUAAGUAUAUAGCUCUAAACAACGCACAUCAUCUCAGUUAUAUAUUGAUGGCACUGUCCUACAGGAUCCAGUGUAAGGGGACAUGUAGCAAAGGGACAAGGUUGAAUCAAGCCCACAGCCUCUCUGCUGAGUGGAACCUCUACGUUGAAAUAUGAGUCCAGUGAAAUGCGAGUCCAGUGAAAAAAAACUGCUACUACUACUACUGAAAAAAACAGCUGAUCCUUUAGUGUCUACUUGAAGCUGGAUGCAAAAGCUGUAGAAUUCUUAUUACCAUUUGUGUUAAAAUGCUAAUUUUAACAGCAAAAUUGAAAAUAUUUACAGCCUGGUUCUAAAAACAGCCUGAGUCCGGGUUCUUCAGUCAUAGUUAGUUUUCUAUAAUUGAUCUAUUUUGAACAAUUUGAAACUGAGGGCCUCCUUCAUUGAUAACUGUGAUGUUAUUUUCCUCUCAAUGCACAAUGGCCAGUGCACACAUUUAAGUUGCACCCACAUUAGUAUUAGUAUUAAAAGGGCGCGCGGUCAGGGGCAAAGAUUGUGUGUUGCUAUCUUGAGAAUGCAGAGAGAGCCUGCACCUUAGACCAACAAAAACCUGGUCUGAAGCUUUAUUCUCGUUGGGCAGGGUAUUCCUGCUGUUUGGAGUAAACAUGAGUGAGGUGGUGUAAGAGUUUACAGCAUGUAAUCCUCUACUUUUCCUGCACAGACAGACAGCGAUACUCACACUCAGAGGGAAAUAUCCUUUUAUUUUUCUUAUGCGCUGUAAUUAAUGGUUGUUACUGGAGCUGAAGAAGACACUGGUUUUACUACCCCUAUCCAUUUAGUAUACAGCAGAGAAUACAGCAAUGUGAUCCAGCAGCAAAAAUGAGCGAAUAAAGAUAAAAAGGUGACCUUUCUUUGAAGUCAGCUACAUCAGAGUUAGUUAAUAAUAAUGUAUACAAUCAAGGAUCUUAGAACAACUUCUCUGAGCUCUCCCCCUCCACCCCUUUGUGCCGUGCAGUUAGACUGUGCAUUUUAGAUCCUUUGAAUAGGGCCCUUAGAGUCAGUGAUAAUCAUCACUAUUCAUCUCAAUCAUGUGAGCAAUAACGAUGUUGUUACUAAUCAUCUAAUUGUCUCUGGUCUUAAUGGGAAAUGUAAAUAAAUGUGUAACUGCAGGAGAAUUUCAUGGAAGCAUUUCGUUUUGAAAUAAUGGUCUUUAAAUUAAGUAUGUUUAAUACUCUUGCUCAGUUUAAUGAUUUAGUUAAAUGGCUGCUAUUUCUCAGUAUGUCCAGACCGGAGCAGUCCGAUCAGAUCCUGAUGGAAGUGGGCCACAAAAUCCAGUCGUACCCUUUCAACUACCGGGGUGCAGCCAUACUGAGUGGUCAGGAGGAGGGGGCGUACGGCUGGGUUACUGUCAACUACCUCCUAGAAAACUUCAUAAAGGUAUGAUAACCGCUAUGAGGUGUGUUUUUGUCAUCAGCACGGUACAGAGUGGAGACAGCUGUCUCUUGAAAGCUGAUUUUACUGAUGACACCUAGUGGUUCCUGCAACACCAAGCAUCAAACGCGUUAAACUGUAUAAUUAUUCCCUCAGUUAUCAGAGCCCACUAAUCUAGAGUGACAGCUGCUCUAUGUGAUAUUAACGUACAUUUCUGCUGACUCCUCUUGUUAUCUUCCUGCAGUAUGGUUUCGUGGGGCGCUGGUUCAGCUCUGGCAGGCCCACAGUGGGAGCGCUUGAUUUUGGCGGGGCGUCGACCCAGAUAACGUUUGCAACCAAGGAGGAGGUGGAGGAAAAACAGGACGGGGUAAAGCUGCAGCUCUACGGUCAGGAGUACUCUCUGUACACACACAGCUUCCUGUGCUACGGACAGAUCCAGGUCCUCAGGAGACUGCUGGCUCACAUUUUCAAGGUAGUGUUAUAGGCUGCUUAUACCAACUUCUGUUCACUGUAAAAUAUUGUUUGAACAAUUGUUGUGUUGCACCCCAUUGAUGGUUAAAACACACAAAAUACAAAGAUUAUUGAGAUAUCUAUCCACCUAAAUCACGAGAUCUCACUUAGCAACCACUGGUCUUGAGAGAUGGAGGUGCUAAAAACUGCAGUUCUCGUAGUGUCGUCUUGAGGCUGUCUGCAGAAGCACCAGAAACUACAUACACACUAAGCCAAAGAAGCUGUUUUGGGGUACAAAAAACAAACAAAUUUCCAGCCUGGUUCAAAAAACAGCUUUGGUCUGAGAAGCUCUGGGCUGCCUCGGCACCCCUGGUACAAGGAGUGGUUGUUUUUUUAACACUGUCAACGUUAUUCAGGAUUCAAGAUCAACGAAUUAAGGGCAUGGCUCACUUGACUGACAGACAGGCACACUGACUGUUACUGUAACUGUUUGGUUAAAUGCCAGCUAUGUUUCAUUUUGGGUUUGUGUGCUGGGAAAUGUCUGUCUUAAAUAUCUUGUAUUUUUUUGCUGCAAUUUUGCACAUGCACCUGCAUUUAUGUGCCUGUUAUGAUCUGCUGGACCAUGCAGUCUUUCUCAAGGAUCAGUGAGGCCAAAAGAAAAGGAUGCUUAACAGAUAUAAAAUUAUGCACCUGAAAUGCAUUCAGGCUGGCCAUGGUGAGACGUUGUAGAGACAUUCAUGAAAUCCUGAAAAUACAGCCAGCUUUGUUCAUUCACAAAAAAAGAGAUUAUUAUCUCUUUAAUUUUAGGUUUUAAGUUUUUAAGUUUUUUGAGUAAAAUACACGCCCAUACUGAAAUUUCAGAUUGAAUUUGGUUUAAUUCAUUCUGAUUCAGAACUCCCUGGUUUGACAAAUAUGUUUACUUUCAUUAGAUGUUACUACAGUACAGUUUGGCUUUUAUAAGAUUUAACCAUAAUAUCAGCCAUGGAACCAUAGGUCUGGUCAUAAUCCCUCUAUCAUAAUGAGUCAACUUAAAAGGAUAUUCCGGCGUAAAAUUAAUUUAGGGUCAAACACACCAUAACACCGAGUUAGACACCCCAUCGAGAGAUGAAUGUUGCCGACUGCUCACUUCUCUAGUUAUACCAACUUUACCAACUAUACCAACGACCGCAGGAUAGCAAUACACAGGGGACUGAGGAGCCAUAAACAAACCUCAACCAAAACGCCACUCUAUAGCUACAAAUAAUGCUCAGAACAGCACCUAACUUCAUCAACAGAACAUAUAGGGUCCCAGUCAUAGCACAAGCCACCAAACAUCUUUUUAACUUUGCCCAAAUUCUUAAGCAAAGAGACUAAACACAACUCACCUACUCUCUUCCAACAGCCGCUUAUUUGUAACGUGACCUCGGGCCAAUUCCUUUAUGGACUGCUCCGGGGUUACGCAGCUCAAGGAAGAACAUUUAUGAUCAUUUACAAUCCUGCGGUCGUUACUAAAAUUGGUAUAACUAGAGAAGCAAGCGGUCGGCAACAUUCAUCUCUCAAGGGGGUGUCUAACUAAAUUAAUUUUACGCUGGAAUAUUCCUUUAAGAAACUUUGAAAACUCAUUAAGUCGCAUUUGUCAUAAUCCUGUUCAUUUAAGAGAUUAUAAUGAGUUUAGUUAACAUGUAUCAAUGCCAAGAGAACAUGUUAUAUAACUCUCUGUCUUUCUCUGUCUGUCUCUCAGUCUCAGGGCUUCUCUGGCUCCGUCACUCACCCCUGCUAUCCUGCAGGCCACAGUCAAACUUUAAAGCUGAGCAGCAUAUUCGAUUCCUCAUGUACAGAUAAGUACAGACCCAACCCCUUCAACCCUGAGGCCUCCCUGACAGUACAGGGCAGCGGACAUUAUGAACAGUGUCUGGGCAACGUGUCUGAGAUCUUCUCCUUUGACGGCUGCCCCUUCUCCCGGUGCUCCUUCGAUAAAGUCUUUCAGCCAAAUAUCACCGGCAACUUCAUGGUAAGAAAGACACAUGGGACUUUUUUUUUUAUUAAGUCUGCUUAUGAAUGUUAAAGAUUGUGCCAAACUAAGAUGAAUGUACAUCAUACAAGCAAGAACGUCACUGGCAUUCAGUCCACAAGAUCAUAUUUGGUUUAAGUAGGGUGACCAUAUUCUGACUUUCCAAAAAGCGGACACAACUACACAGGGGCGGAGUCACAGAGUCACACAAAAUUAAUUAUGAGAGUUUCUCGGAUCGGAUCGAAUGCUUCUAACUCAGUAAGACCACGUGACACAAACUUGAAACUUGCGUACAAAACCGCGGACAUUUGAAGGAUUUAAUAAACUUCCCUGGACAAAGCCGAACAAGCUUGGACAGCCCCCCAAAAAAGAGGACAUGUCCGGGUAAAAGAGGACGUAUGGUCACCCUAGUUUAUGCAACCAUGAGGAACUUUUGCUUUUUGUUGAAUACAGUGCCCCCUAGGGGCAAAAAAUCAUAUUGACACUAUGUAGGAUGACCCUGAUUAUACAUUGACUGUCAUGAACUAGGCUACAGAACAGGGAGAACUCAAAUGCAUGACACAGAGCUGGUUCCAAAACCCCAAAGCAAGGUUUAUUUGCAGGCAGAGUUCGGUACACAAAAAGGCAGACAGAUCCAAAAAUGAGACAAGAAAGGCAAGGACAAAACACGACUAUGUCCAUGAUAGUGACUGUUCGUGUAAGAACCAUGAAGAAUGUGUUAGAUAUAUUAUUAUACUAUUUGUCUGCAGGGGGCUCCAAAACUGCCACAACCCAAAAGCUUCUAUCUCAAAAUAUCUAAAAAUUGAAGAUUAAAAAUGACUGAAAGAAAAAUGAUCUUGAGGAAAUGACACCUCUGUGUGUCUUUUGUGAAGUUUUGCCGACACGGUGACAAUGGAGAACUUCCUGCUUGGACAGGCACUUAACUGAAGGUUUCUACUUUCUAAAAAACAAAAUUUAGUGUUCAUUAUCCAUAAUAUUUUUCCUGUUACUCUCUUUUUUUCUAUCAUCAGGCGUUCUCUGCUUUCUUCUACACUCACUCCUUCCUUAACCGCACCUCUGGCAUCUUUGUGAACUCUCCUACGCGGCUGGAGGAGGCGGCCAGAAGUGUGUGCAACAUGAGCUUCGAUCAAGUAAAGUUCCCUUUUACUGAUACUCUGUGACCUUUCUGCUUUCCUCUCGGGUCUUGACUUGCCAGGUUUUUAUUUUACAUACCAUCAGCUAACUAUAAAUUAUCAUGCAUAUUACCCAACAGCCAUAUAAAGUUGCAGUAGCCUACGACUGGCUGGGUAUAUUAGUAUUUAACUUAACAUUUCCAGUGAGGUCAAAUCAGUAGCUUUUUUGUGGCUUAUUCAACAGCCACAGGUAAUAAAAGCUCUACAUGUAUGAGGUCCACUUAUCCAAAACUUUGUUGUUGACAUUUAAGGUCCUUACACACCAGUGAAUUUGCAGAGCGAAGCAAAAAAGCGAGACGAAAAUGCGAAAAUAUUCGCCGGUACGAAAAAUCGCUUUCGCUUAUACACACCGGGUGACCACUCUGUGGUACACACUCUCUCCCAUCUUUGCUCUUGGUGCCGGUGGUGGUGUGUGUCGUGUGAACUGCAGCCGCAUGGGUCUGUGAUGUCAUCAACAAUAUGACUUUUGAUUGGCCAGAGGUCUAGCAGGUCCAGAUAUUCACCUGCGAAUCUCCAAAAAAUUCGACACGAGCGAAAAAAUAAAAGACGCUUAUUGCCCUGCGGAAAAAUCACAGCCGGUGUGGAAGCUUGCAUUGACUUAAUGCUGUUUUAAAAAAAGGCGAAUAAAGGCGAAAAAUUCGCCUGGCGAAUUCGCGCCUAGUGUGUAAGGACCUUUACUUUUCACUCAGCCAGUCCUGCAACUUUAACUUGAGUUUUCCAAGAGAUGUUGUCACUUACCUUAAAGUUGCUAGUUUUAUUCCUAGUAUUUUUGUUUUGUACACAUGUCAAGAUUUCUAGGUCACCUUGAAUUUCAAUUCACAGAAUUUCAGUUACCCCUGUUCCCAUCUUUGUCCAGACCAACACAUUUCAUAGAGAUUUCAUGGGUCCAUUGGCAAGAAAAAACAGCUACUUGUCGUACAUUGUUAGUCUGUUUCUCUUUUUAAAGAUUAUUAUGACAAAAUCCUUGACCAUGAAACUGCCAAACUAACAGUCACCAAUCUCAGGUGUGUUUCUGUUAUUAAAACUUCACAUUUGAGCUCUAAAACAGCGAAUGUGGUGAACACCGUAAAAGCCGAAUAUCAGCAUCCGAGCUUUGUCACUGUGAGCACUUAAGCAUGCCUCAAGCUUUUAGCACAGUUGUUUAUAGCCUAAAAAAGCUUUCAUGUCUUGUUCAGUCAGAAAUGAGAAUAGCUUGCACCUGUAAACAACUCUCCCUGUUUGCUUGUUUUCAGCUGCUGCGUCUCGCUCCGGAGCAGAAGCCUCGUUUGCAGGACUACUGCGCUUCCUCUGUCUAUGUUAAUGUCCUCAUGUUGAGAGGCUACGGCUUUGAUGAGACAUCAUUCCCACGCAUUUCCUUCCAGAAGAAGGUGAGAGCUUCACCAUUACUUGAAAGCACACCCUAGAAGCACAUUUGUAUAUCGGUCAAUAAGGGCUUAUUUUCCAGCUACUCAGAGUCUUUGUUUGUUGAUCUUCAGGCGGGGGACACCUCAGUGGGCUGGGCUCUGGGCUACAUGCUGAGUUUGAGCAACCUGUUACCUGCAGAGACAGUGGGGCUGAGGAAGGCCCUGACCCCGGCAGCGUGGAGUGCACUGAUCUGUCUUUUUGUCCUCUUGCUCGCUGCAGUCUUAGUCUCCAUCUUGUUCCAGGCUCGAAAUGGGAAGAAAAAAGGAGGCGGUGAAGGCCCAAUCUAAACAUUUCAACUCCAUCCAGUACAGCUGGAAGACGGACACACUGCAAAUGUGUGUUUUUCUCCAGCACCUGAAAUCUGUAACUUAACCCUGAAAAAGUUAUGUGCUUUUUUAAAAACAUGAUCACUGAUUAACUGGUGUACAGUGUAGAAACUGGGACUUUUUACCCAAGACUCCAGUUCUAGUUUAAUGCAGCAGCACAAUCGUCCUUAACACUUCACUCUUAAUCCGUCCCUGAGUUACUCUUUCAGGGGAAGAUGCAAACGAGCUCCAACUAGAGCUAAAAAUCAAAUCUUCCUUCAUUUUUAAUCAAACAGGCUUUAUGUGUGUCCAGUACUGAGUCAACCCAGUGAAAACAUAUUUUUAAGAAGAUUGUACUCCACUGUCUGGUUUGCCACGUUGGAGGUCUUAAUGUAAAUUUGGUUUUAACUAAAAUUUUAACAUAACUUUUUUUUUUUUUAACCUCAUUUUAUACCUGUUAAAACCUGUUUCUCUCCACUUUCCCAUUUGUCUUAAUCAUUUUACAAUUUUGAUAUCAAUUAACUGAAAUGUACUUUGGCUGAUAACAGUGUAAUUUUAUGAAUAAUUUGGUCACGUCUUUAGCUUGUUGAUGUGUUUUUCUGUACAUUGUUCUUGUGUGUUUUCAAAUAAAUGGCCUCACAAAA
Xyrichtys novacula (pearly razorfish) is the source of this 20172-nucleotide messenger RNA. NCBI's taxonomy places the organism in Eukaryota, Metazoa, Chordata, Actinopteri, Labriformes, Labridae. The record is from the annotation of a GenBank genome assembly.